Molecule: messenger RNA, 831 nt
Organism: Carcharodon carcharias (great white shark)
Lineage: Eukaryota; Metazoa; Chordata; Chondrichthyes; Lamniformes; Lamnidae
Product: probable G-protein coupled receptor 139
Exons: 1
Coding region: 1-831 (276 amino acids)
Biological process (GO): G protein-coupled receptor signaling pathway
Cellular component (GO): membrane
Molecular function (GO): G protein-coupled receptor activity
Source: RefSeq, a predicted model, not a curated record
AUGGCGGUGACGGAUCUAUUGGUGAUUAUCACUGGAGUAAUAGUGAAUCGGAUUGGUGGAUUUUAUCUUCGCAGCAGUUUUUUGUUCCACACUCCGCUGUGCUGCCUCAGUAAUGCAUUAGUUUAUGCAGCCAGGGACUGUUCUGUCUGGUUAACUGUCGCUUUCACCUUUGAUAGGUUUGUGGCGAUUUGUUGCCCAAACCUGAAAAGAAAAUAUUGUACCAAAGACAGUGCCACAAGGGUUAUAACUAUCAUAUGCUCCCUGUGUUGUUUAAAAAAUAUCCCCUGGUACUUUGUGUAUGAACCUUUAUAUAUAAUGAACAACGUGCCGUGGUUCUGCAGUAUCAAAUUAUUUUUCUACUCUUCACCCCUAUGGGCAGCUUUUCACUGGAUUGAUCGUAUUUUAACCCCUAGUAUACCGUUCGUCCUGAUUUUGCUGUUCAAUAGUAUGACUGUCGGACACAUUCUGGUGGCUAGUCGAGUCCGCAGGCGACUCUGGGUCAAAAGCGCUGUAGAGAAUCAGAGUGACCCAGAGAUGGAGAAUCGGAGAAAGUCCAUCGUUUUACUCUUCACCAUUUCGGGAUGUUUCAUCUUACUAUGGAUGGUCUACCUUGUAGAAUUUCUUUACAUACGAAUUACAAACGAUUAUUAUUUUGCCGGCUCCAAUAUUGAUGAUCCGAAAUUUAUUCUGCAGGAAAGUGGAAAUGUCCUCCAACUCUUGAGCUGCUGCACUAACACGUUUAUUUAUACCGUGACCCAGAGUAAAUUCAGAGAAGAAUUACAGAAUGGUUUUAAAAUUUUAUUCAGAAUACUUGCGAAAGUCGUUCAAUAA